Molecule: messenger RNA, 5681 nt
Organism: Girardinichthys multiradiatus
Lineage: Eukaryota; Metazoa; Chordata; Actinopteri; Cyprinodontiformes; Goodeidae
Product: paired amphipathic helix protein Sin3a-like
Exons: 21
Coding region: 294-4154 (1286 amino acids)
Biological process (GO): negative regulation of transcription by RNA polymerase II
Cellular component (GO): chromatin
Molecular function (GO): transcription corepressor activity
Source: RefSeq, a predicted model, not a curated record
GGGUUCUGACCAAUCCCUGUUCGGUAUGGGCGGAGACUCUGCUGCCUUCACAGCAGGCCACGCCCCUAUGUUCAAGGAACAGCGCUUCAUACAUACACUGUUGUUAGCGACGUAGCCACUACAGUCAGUUAUAUUUCUCACAUUUACAUUUGCCGACGCUUCUCAAAACUUUGCUUUUUUUAUCACCACCUGAUAAAUGCUGGAGUAACAGGUUGCCGGUCGCGAUCCUUUACAGCGGAGUGCAAGUUGUAGUUGGUGGCAGCCGAUUUAGCUCUGUUGAGUAUGUGUAUACCAUGAAGAGACGCGCAGAAGACCCGGAACCGAUUUUCGUACAACAGCAACCACGCCAUCCCACAGUUCAGGGCGUUGGUGAAGGCUUUCAGCAACGGGCCCUUGUCCCAGCAGCGCCUGUUGUUGAGGCCGCUGCAGAUAACAUGCAGCCCUCAACUGGUAUCCAGUACUCUCUUCCUCAGGCCUACCAGGUGCCUACUAUGCCUCAAAGCACAAGUGGACAUGGACACAACAGUACUACGCCUCAUAUUGGCCCUCAUACACACAGCUUGGCUGUCCAGUCACAGGUACCUGCAGUGGUCCCAGGUCACGUUCAUCCACCUACACCCAUAGCUUCAGUGCAAGGACAGCAGCAGCAGUUUCAGCGAUUAAAGGUUGAAGAUGCCUUGUCCUAUCUGGAUCAAGUGAAGUUGCAGUUUGGUAAUCAGCCUCAAGUUUAUAAUGAUUUCCUUGAUAUUAUGAAAGAGUUCAAAUCUCAGAGCAUUGACACUCCUGGAGUCAUCAACCGCGUGUCGCAGCUCUUUAAGGGCCACCCAGACCUUAUUAUGGGUUUUAACACGUUCUUGCCACCUGGUUAUAAGAUCGAAGUUCAAACCAACGAUUUGGUCAACGUGACCACACCUGGUCAGAUACACUACAUAACCCCUCAAGGUAUAUCUGUACAAAACAUCCCAGCUACUGUAGCAUCCAGCCAACCCUCUAGCCACCACCAGCAUCAGAGUCUCCCACAGACCAGCCUGCACACCACCACCACCCCAACAAUCGCCACUCAGCCUGCUUUAAACAAAGCCAGCAAGCUUAUUCAGUCUCCGGCCCACACACCCAGCAGCCAGCCAAAUCCGUCCAUCCCAUCAUACGCCUCGCCGCGUUCUCCUUCAGGUCAGCCACACACUCCAGUCAGCAGCACACCAUCCAGUGGACCACCUCUCCAGAACAACCAACCUGUGGAGUUUAACCACGCCAUAAAUUACGUCAACAAGAUCAAGAACCGCUUUCAGGGCCAGCCAGAUAUCUACAAAGCUUUCCUGGAAAUCCUGCACACAUACCAGAAAGAACAGCGAAAUGCUAAAGAGGCCGGUGGUAAUUACACGCCAGCUCUGACUGAACAGGAGGUGUACACUCAAGUGGCCAGACUUUUUAAGAACCAGGAGGACCUGCUGUCAGAAUUUGGACAGUUCCUGCCAGAUGCAAACAGCUCAGUGCUGCUGGGGAAGAGUCCACCAGACAGAGCUGAGUCGGUCCGUAAUGACCACGGUCCCACAGUAAAGAGACCCUCACUGAACAACAAACAGAGGCUGAGUCAAAAUGGUCUGCCAAUCAGGAGACCUGCUGCAGUGGGAUCCACGCUGCCUUUCAAGAAAAAGGCACUUGUCAUCGGAAAGGGCCACGGCAUGGCCGAAGUCGGUAAAGUCAGCACCAGCACUGAAACCAUGUUCUUUGAGAAGGUGAAGAAGGCACUACGGAGCUCAGAGGCAUAUGACAACUUCCUCCGAUGUCUGCAGAUCUUCAACCAGGAAGUGAUUUCUCGCACUGAGCUGGUCCAGUUAGUUAUCCCGUUUCUUGGAAAAUUUCCAGAGCUAUUUACUUGGUUUAAAAACUUCUUGGGCUAUCGCGAGUCUAGUCAUGGAGAGGUGAGUCAUGCAGAAAGUUUACCCAAGGAGCGUUCUACAGAGGGUAUAGCCAUGGAGAUCGACUACGCUUCCUGCAAGAAGCUGGGGUCCAGCUACAGAGCACUGCCGAAGAGCUAUCAGCAGCCGAAGUGCACGGGAAGAACACCGUUGUGCAGAGAGGUUUUGAACGAUACAUGGGUAUCUUUUCCAUCGUGGUCCGAGGAUUCCACAUUCGUGAGCUCCAAGAAGACUCAGUAUGAGGAGCACAUUUACAGAUGUGAAGAUGAACGCUUUGAGCUGGACAUCGUGUUGGAAAAUAACCUCGCCACGAUACGAGCUCUGGAGACGGUGCAACGGAGGCUUUCUCGCAUGUCAGCUGAGGAGCAGCUGCGAUUCAGGCUGGACAACACAAUGGGUGGCUCCUCCGAGGUUAUUCAUCGUAAAGCCAUUCAGAGGAUAUACGGAGACAAAGCACCUGACAUCAUCGACGGCCUGAAGAGAAACCCCGCUGUGUCUGUACCCAUCGUCCUGAAAAGGUUAAAAAUGAAGGAGGAGGAGUGGAAAGAAGCACAGAGAGGGUUCAACAAAAUCUGGCGGGAACAGAAUGAGAAGUAUUACCUGAAGUCGCUUGACCAUCAAGGCAUAAACUUCAAGCAAAAUGACACCAAAGUGCUGCGAUCGAAGUCUUUACUUAAUGAAAUCGAGAUGUUAUAUGAAGAUCGCCACGAGAGAGCCUCAGAGGAGACUGCCACCCCACCACCGAGCGGUCCUCACGUAACUCUGACCUACGAUGAUUGCCAGAUCCUGGAGGACGCUGCUGCUCUUAUCAUCCAUCAUGUCAAACGACAAGUGGGCAUUCAGAAAGAAGACAAGUUCAAGAUCAAACAAAUAAUCAACCACUUUAUCCCCGACCUUCUGUUUGCACGCCGUGGCGAGCUAUCUGACCUGGAGGAAGAGGAGGAAGAAGAAAUGGAGACGAACCAAGACGGCCCGAAGAAGCACAACGGUCUGCCAGGCCGCAGUCCAUCAAAGUCCAAGCUCUUGUUUGGCAACACGGCAGCUCAAAAACCUUGGGGCACAGAUGAUGCUUAUAACCUGUUCUUCGUAAACAACUAUUGGUAUGUCUUUUUCCGCCUCCAUCACAUCCUCUGCUCUCGUUUGCUGCGGAUCUAUGGGCAGGCUGAGAAGCAGAUUGAGGAGGACACCAACGAACGAGAGUGGGAAAGGGAAGCGCUAGGCCUGAAAAGAGACAAGAAUGAAAAUCCAGCCAUCCAGCUGAAGAUGAAGGAGCCAAUGGACGUUGACGUUGAAGACUACUAUUCUGUGUUUCUGGAGAUGGUGCGAAAUCUUUUGGACGGUAACAUGGAGCCGGCACAGUACGAGGACUCCCUGAGGGAAAUGUUUACGAUCCACGCCUACAUUGCCUUCACCAUGGACAAACUAAUCCAGAGCAUUGUCCGGCAGCUCCAACACCUCGUAACCGAUGAAUUAUGUGUGCGUGUAACGGACAUGUACCUGAGUGAAAGUGCCAAGAAAGCCACAGGGGGCACUAUUUCCACACAGGCAUCCAGAGCUACUGCAGAGGGGACCUACCAGCGCAAGUCAGAGCAGCUUAUGUCAGAUGAAAACUGCUUCAAGUUGAUGUUCAUGAACAACCUUGGAUCAGUGAGUUUGGCAAUGGAGCUGCUGGAUACAGAAGAGGAGAACUCUGAUGAGCCAGCAGAUGCAGAAAAAUGGUCGGACUACGUGAGCAGGUACUUGAACUCAGAUUCUGCAUCCCCGGAGCUGCGUGAGCAUUUGGCCCAGAAACCAGUUUUCCUCCCCAGGAAUUUGAGACGGAUACGAAAAUGCCAGAGAGGAUGGGAGCAGCUGCAGCAGGAACGGAUCACAAAAGGCUCCUCAGACAAGCUGCAGGAUGGCAGCAGUGAGCUGAAGAUGGAGUGCAUGUUCAAACUCAACUCCUACAAGAUGGUUUAUGUCUGCAAGUCAGAGGACUACAUGUACAGGCACACUGCACUCUCAAGAGCUCAUCAGUCCCACCAGCGAGUGAACACACGUCUGCACAAAUGCUUUCACACCUGGCUGGACACCUGGGCCCAGAAGCACGUGACGAGUGAAAUGGCCGCCAACACUAACAAGUGGCUGAUGGGCGAUGCAAAAGAGGGACUGUUGUCUUGUACCACCACCUGCUGCCCCGAAGUCCUCCACUAUCUCAACAUUAACAAGUACCGGGUGCAGUACAGAACACUGUAGCUCAAAGUGUUUGGGUUAAACAUCUUCACACAACAAACUGCCAGAGAUGAACUUUCCAACCUUCCAAAACUAGACUCUGCUGCCAAUCAGGGUAAUAAAAUGUUAUAAAAAAUACAGGAAACGGCUCUCAGACACUCAUCCAGUAAGAUUUUCACCACCAAAACUGAACAGCUGACGGAUAAAAACAUUCAUUCUCUGUUUUCUCUUUAUUCAAAUGUUUGUGCUUGGACCUCCAGCUGUAAACCUCUUUAGGCUGUGAAUGUUUUCAGUCGCAGGUGAAGGUAAAAUAAUGCACUAUACAUACAGUAUAAAAAUAUGUAUCCAACAUUUCUGGCGUCUGCUUGACAGAUGCGUCAGCUCUGUGUGUCAAGAACAGUAAUUUAUAAUUGCCCAAAAUGUUUUUGUAAAUAUAUUGUUUAUAAUUAGAUUUUUUUAUCAGGUGUCAUUGGUGUGUAGCAUACUAUAUAUAUAUAUAUAUAUAUAUAUAUAUAUAUAUAUAUAUAUAUAUAUAUAUAUAUAGUGAUAUAGUGCAUUUAGCCAGACUUUCAUCAAGAGAAGGCAACGUUUUACCAGUUUUGUACCAAAGGAAGUUAUCUACAGACCUUUUUUUAUUUUAGUCUGCUGAACAUCUUCCCAAAGUGUUUAGUAAAAGUUGCUCAUUUUUAAGAAAAUUGGAUCCCUUUAAUGUGCAUUUCUAUCGUCAGUUUUUAGGCCAGCACACGGUUUUAAGACGAUUGAAUGUAGCCGAGCAGCGAUUCCUCCUCCUCUAUAUUGUUGUGACUGAAACCGGAGGCUCAGUGAUAUCUCAGCAUGUCACUAAUAAACCGGACACCAGUUUAUUCUUUGGGUAAAUGUCAACAUUGUGAAUUGUGUAAAGCUUAAGGAUAAAAACACAAGCAAUAAUUUCUUGAGUCAUAGUUUAUUAAAGCGAAUUUGUAUUUCUUCCUGGAAUACAGAUGUGAAUAUUGAAUGCCCAUAAAAAGGGCAUGCUAGCUAAGGCUUUUAUUGCCCUUAUUUGUUUUUGCCUUUUAAUAAAACUGGAAAUGUCCCCUUUUUGAUGUUUUAGAUAAGAUUAGAUGGAAGAGAGAAAUGCUUCACGUUUAACGCUGGAAUGUGAGUCUCCCACAUUAGAUCUACACAUAAGCAACAGAAUAUCAAUAAAUUUCAAACAUGAAACGUGACGUAGGCAGACACAGAGGUGUUAGGAUGACAACAAGCAUCACGUCUGAGACGAAAAGGAGUGCUUCCUGAUAAAAACGACGUCUGUUUUUCCAGAGAUCCACUAAAGGCAGCGAUCAGUAAAAUAACAAGCUGCAGACAAUCUCGAAACAGUUUAAUACCUGGGUCUUUAUUUUUGUAUUUGCCGUGUUUGUUACAGAAAAACACAAGAAGUCCCGGGGGAGCCGAUUGUACAUACGAGAUUGUUUGUACCACGUUUAAUGUGUCACCUCUCUUGACUUUUAUGAUGUUGUAUAUGAGUGUUAGUAUGGUGUUUGGCAUUAAAAUAUCCUUUUGAGUAGACAGAAA